Messenger RNA from Mya arenaria, 5442 nucleotides. RefSeq lists its product as uncharacterized. The record is from RefSeq and is a predicted model, not a curated record. Gene Ontology annotation, biological process: mitotic cell cycle. Lineage: Eukaryota; Metazoa; Mollusca; Bivalvia; Myida; Myidae. The transcript has 13 exons. The coding region runs from base 138 to 3794 and encodes 1218 amino acids.
UCCGUAUCCAUAAUUAAGUUCAGACUGCGGGAGUUUUAAAGAUUUAUUUUUUCAAUAUUUAUAGUGUUCGAUACAACUGUAUUAAUUUGAAACCAGUUUUAGCUAAGAUACGUUUAUGCAGUUUCAGGUUUCUUGCAAUGGACACUGAAAAUGAGGAUCCAUUUAUGUCAGAAGAGGAUUUGCCUGCUACUCAAGUGGUUGAUGACAGGAUUUUGAAAGAUGUUGUUGCCUAUGCUGAGGUUAGGUCAGGCCAUGAUAACCGUACAGAGUCUGUGAGACGUGAGCUGGAACAGCUAGGAGCCACGGUUGUUAAGAAGUUUGAGGAUAAUGUCACUCAUGUUGUGCUCAGGGAGGGUAGCAAACGUACAAUCAAUAAGGCCAAGAGGAAAGGAGUGCACCUUGUCUCUGUUCUCUGGGUUGAAAAUUGUAGACUAAACCAGGAACAUGUCUCAGAGAGGAUGUAUCCAGCGAUUGUACCAAGCCUCAAGGGAACUCCGCUGCUCAGGACAAAACUUAAGAAAGCAAAGUCAAUGCAGCCAUUGGACUUUGAAGAAGAGCUUGCCAGCAGCACAGAGCGGCUUAAACGUAAACGCACACGCCUUGAGAACAUGAACAAGCUGCUGUCUAACGGAGACACCCCUCGCAACUCACCACAUAUGGAGAUUCUAGCUUUCGACACACAGCCACGCUCUCCGGAUGAGAACUAUGUGCUGACCCCCAUUCGUCUGACGAUCCCCGACACCCCUCCCAGCAUGAGGGAAUGGAAGAAAAAAGUACUGAUGGCAAGGGAAGGUCAGGAUGGAGCUGGUGGUGAUCAAGGCUCAGUGACCAGCAUGUGUGAUGAUGAAAGUGACAUUGAGAGACUAGCCAUCCUCAAACCGAUCCAGAAAACACUCUUUGAUGGAGAGGAGAGUGGUCCAGAGUCAGUGGACGACGACAUCCAUCGCUAUGCCAGCAGCAUUAACCAGACCUUGAACAAGAGCAACCAGUCAAGUCCGGACACUUCAUUACAUCUUCUUGACUCACAGGAGAUUGCUAGUGUGGUCAAAACUGGUGUGAACUGUAGGGCUUUUGGGAAUGCGGUUGAUGAUGUUGUUAAAGAGAUUGCAGAUGUUGAUAGUCUAACAGUAGGGGGUGAUGAUAAUUGUGAUGGUGAAGGAGAUGGAACUGAAAGAACUGAGGCUGGUUUGACCAAGCUGAAAGGAAAAGAAUUACUACUAAAUGAUAUUGAAACUGCAAAUAGGUCUUUAAUAGAAGACCGGGUACGAAAUUGUUAUAAUUUUGAAAAUGAUGGUUCAGAGUUUGGUAGUGAAAAGAAGCGGCAUAAUGCCCAAUUUUGUAGUACCCAAAACAAAAAACAUGUUCCUUAUAUUGAUAGUGAUGCAACUGACAUGUCUCCAAUAGUUUGUAGAGUGAAUGGUAUUGGACAUAUUGGGAAGGAACUUAAAAAUAUCUCAGAGAAAGUUCGACACAGCAGUGUAAUGAAACUGCAUAGUAAUGGACACUUUGAUGAAAUUGAAGGUUUUGGGAAUAUUUCUCCAGUGGUAGCUAGGGCGAAGGAUAAAUUUGUGCCAAAUGAAGGGAGAACUCUUUGUGACACAGGUGACCAAGAAGGUUUGUCAGAUGGUGCUGAAGUGAUACAUGAAGAGGAUAAGACUGCAGCAAAGAAAAAUCACAAAAAUGCUCGUAGGAAAACUAAAGUUGAUUUUGAUCACACAGCAGAUCAUAAUCAAAGUGGUGGAGAAUCUGGCAAACUGCAGAAAAAUAAACAGAAAAGUACAGAAACCUUAUCGGAAAACAUGAAGCCAAAUAGAAGAAAAUCGAGGAGAUUGUCCAUUAAACAAGUGAUGGAGUCUUUAAAUGAGACAGAUAGUGUUGGCAAUAUUCCGGGUGAAAAUUGUGAUAGAAGGGACAGUGGAAAUGAUUCCACAAAAAUAAGCAAAGAGAUGGAUUGCGAUAUUGAGCGUCUUAACAGUUCUGUGAAAGGACAGUUGUUGGAUGACAUCAUUCAUUCAGAUCGAGCACAUUUAUUAGCUCAAAGAGGUGAGACAAUGAAGAAAACUUUUGAAGAUGAGUCUAAAGAUAAAGAAGUGGAAGAUAAGGAGCCUAAGUUAACCAAGUAUAAAGAAAAUUUGGAAGAUCACUUGGAAGAUACUUAUGAAAAUGAUGUGAAAGCUAAAGGGCCUAAGUUUACAAAAUCUAAGUCUGCAUCAGAUUUGGCUUGUCCUGAGCCAGGUAAAAGAAACAGUAGGAGUAGAAGGAGUGUUUGUGUUAAAGGAACGGGUUUGGCUAAUGAGGAGAAAACUGUACAAAACAGUAAAGAUGGUGUAACUAAAGGAAUGCCCCAGAAAGGAAGAAAGAAAAAAUUGAUGUCCUUGACUGAUCUAUCUGACCAGCAUUCAGUGUUAGUUGAUCCAAAGAAGAGUUCUGACACUGAUACAUCACAGUUGGAGUCUUGUCAAGAAAAUACUGGAAAGGGAAGGAAAAAUAUGAUGAACAAGAAGACAGAUGCUAAUGAAACUGUGAUUAGUUGUGAAAGUGUUUAUCCUAAUGGAACUGCUCAAAAGGGUAAAAGAGGUGGCAAAAGAAAAAGUGUAGACUCUUCUGUUGAAGAGGCUGAUGAAAGUUCACCUAGUAAUGAUAAACCUAAGAGAGGUAGAAGGAAGAAGGCUAUCAAAGAUUCAAAAGCUGGGGCCAAAGAUGAUGUGGAUGAUAGUAAAUGUAAUAAAACCUCAGGGAAUAAACGAUACAGCUCAGCUAAACCUGAUCCUGGAAGAACCAACAAAGAAAAUAAAAGAAAAGAUGUUCUAGUCAAUGAUACUCAUAUUGAAGAUGAUGAGGAUAAGAGAAAAUCUGGAAACGAUUCCUUACAGCCAGGGUCUAUAACAAAAAUCCAUGAUGUAACAACACAGCUCAAUUUGACCAAGGAUAAUAGCUUGGUGUGCUCUAUUAGAGAAACAACAUUAUCCAUGUCAAUGUCAAGGGCGUAUAAUGACUCAGAUGUUUCGACACUUCUAAGAAAUCCAAGGCGGAGUGUGGAUGAGUUUAACCUGUCACGAAAACAGAAUAAGAAACAAAAAGUUGGGAAAAGAUCUGUGUUAAAUACAAUAAACGAACCUGACUCAAAUUACAGUACCGCCUCUGAGUCGGACCAUAGCGUUGGAGGAGGAAAGAGGGUUCGACUGAACAGCUCUGGGAAAGUUAUCAGACCGUCGCUCGUCAUGACUAACCUACAUUCUCAUGAGCAAGAUGUCAUCAUAUCGGUUGUGAAGAAGCUAGGUGGAUUUGUGAUAUCCGAGUCUGUGAGCGACACGACCAGCCAUGUGAUAUGUGGGGAGGCAAGACGUACACUCAAUGUGCUACAGUGCCUUGUUAGAGGGUUAUGGCUUGUCACAAAGGAAUGGGUUUUACUUUCCCUAGAGGCAGGACGAUGGAUUGAAGAACAGGAGUUUGAGGCCCAUGAAAUUUACCCAUCGUGUAGGGUGAGCAGAUUGGAGCGUGAUAGGUCGCCAGGGUUCUACCGUCAGUCCUUAUUCUCCUUAAUAGGUCCUGUAUACAUUUCUGGUAGGGCCAGUCCACCCCGCCAACACCUCGUACAGUUCUUAAAGCUUGCAGGUGGCCAGGUGACUGGGAACCGUGAGAGGGCAAGUGUGUAUGUAGGCAGUGACUUCCACCCUGGUCUCACGUGUGUAAAACCCAGCUGGAUACUUGACUCAAUCACUGCUCACCAACAACAGCCACUGGACAGAUACCUCCUGGACCGGCCGAAACGAGAGAGUAGUCCAGUCUACUAAAUAGAAGCUCAUCAUGGUUUACCAACAACAGUCAUUGGACCGCUAUCUUCUGGACCGACCGAAGCGAGAGACAUUCUAGUCUACUUAAUAGUAUUCCAUCACAGUUCACCAACAACAGCCAUUUGACAUAUACCUCCUAGACAGACCGAACAAACGAAAAGCAGCCCAGUAUACUAAGAUUAUGGAUUCUACUGGCUUAAUCUCGAACAAAGAACACUUAUCAUUAAUGGAAUUUGUGCAGAAUCUGUCAAUAGCUGACUGUCUGUUGCUUGUUUUAAAACAAAAGUGACUUCCAAUAAGAUGAUUGCUCAGAACUUUGUAAAUGUAAACCAAUAUGAUUUACUACCUCUUGCCUCAAAUCUUGUUGGACAUACAACAGAUCACAAGUGUAUCCAUUAAGCUUCCAGAGCUGUAAAGAUUUGAAAGUUAACAAUGAUGAAGUUAACAACGUAGUUAACUUUAACAAAGUUCUGUACAAUCACCGAAUUUCUCUCAAAUGGGCUUGACAAUUGUAAAUGUAUGUGAAAUUUGUGACAUUAUGUGUUUGAAUUCUUAAUGCAUGAUAUAAAAUUUUAACUCGGUCAUAAUUGCCAAAAUUUUAUAUGAAAUAAUAUACGCAUGUCAUAUGAUUUUUCUUCAUUGCUUAAUGUUAGUUGCUGUUCUUUCUAGAAAUGUUUAUUGAAUGUUUUCUUAUUUAUUAGAUUAGUAAAUUUUUAAUUCAUAAUAAACACAACAAAUUAAAUGAAUUGUGUAGGGCAUUUUUAAGGCAGCCAUGCGCAAAAUGCGUCUUUAAAGGCCUUCCACCGUGCAAAAGUGGGUUGGGGUAACGACUCUACAUUUAUAUCUUUCAAGCAUUGAUGUUUUUUUUAGGAAAAAUCUUGUUUUACAGCUGCACUCUCCAAGAUUGACAGUUUUGACUUUCUUUUAAUUCUUGUCUUAGAAUCAGCUGAUUUUCGCAUCAAUGCCUUUGAUUCAGUCAUACAAGAUUACUCACAAUAGGACAGAUCUCAAUUUGUAUGGAAAACUGCUGAAAAACUCUUUUUUUCUUAAAGCAUAAGUAACGCUUUUAGCCAUAAAACAUCAAUUUUGGAACGUAAAUAUGAAUAACAUUGUCAAUGGUUUCCAGACAUUUACGCAAAAACUGGCUCAUUCCAAGACAAAAAAAGUUCUCAAAACAGUUGAAGCUGUGAAGGUGUAGCUAUUUAAACCCACAUUCUUUGCAACAUUUUUGGCUUCAGAGCGUCUAAUCAACAUAGACCUGCGGUUUUCCUGAUACUUUUUCAAAUGCGAAAUAUAUUCAAGAAAAUAGGGAAUUAUAAUGAAUUUGUUUCAUUUUAUGGUUACAAAAAUCUUCAUACAUUUAUUGAAACGGAAUGCCAGAACUAUAAAAAGACAUCAAACUUUAUUUAAAUGAAAAAAAUAAUUGUUAAUUUAAGUUUGAAUCUAUAGUUGUACAUAAAGUGUUAGCAUGGAAAUAAUUUCAUAUUUGUGUUAUUUUUGUAUCAAUAUCUCAUUUUAAUAAGAUUUACGAAGAUUUUUUGUGUGGUUUUGAUGUACAUGAUCAUUUUCUCAGGCAUCUUUCUUUUAACAGAAUAUUGUAUGGACUAACGCAUUGUAAAGAGUAAUCAGUAUAUGAAUUGUGCCAGUA